AUGGCGACAAUCUCAUCACAGUCGCGGCUCGACUCCCCUUUCGAGUCGGCCAAGGAGCCAUCGACCGAUUCAGCAUCAGCCUCACAACCGGCUGCCGCCGGCUUGGGUCGUCUCAACGUCGACGACAAACAUGAUGAUGCAUGUAUGCUCUCACAGGCAUCAGACAACUUGGACACGCCGCCUUUCCCAACAUCGCCUCGACUCGAUCCUUGGUCGCCGCGCGACUACUCGACCAUAUCUUCUCUGGCUGGUUCGCGAGAGCUAGGCAGACCCGCAAUGGAACCGACCACCAAGACUUUCACAGCAAGCUCGCUCCUCCCAGAAAGCCAAAGCAAAGCAUCCAUGAGCGUCACACCACAUGCAGCAGCGGCUACCCAAUCAGGCCUGGAUCUAGUGCAAGCAGACGUCGCUGACGUUGCUUUUCACGCUGAGCCGCAAGGUUUAAUGCAGAUGCUCAGUCUCGUCGGGAGCACUUUCUUUGAUGCUGAUACCGAGGGAUACACAGAAGACGAUGUCGAGGAUUCCGACCUGCCGACACACCCGCUGCCAACAUCACCACUCAUCACCAACACGCAUUACAAACCAGAGGUGCAUUGCUCCGAGUCAGAGCAAGACAGGCAAACUCCUGAACGCUCAACCAAGGGCCGUCUGCGGGCUCUAGCGCGAGACGACCUGUCCGAAGAUGGCUCUACACCACAGGGCAGCAGAUCGCCCUUGGAUGCAUCGGUGCUUACCAUUGGUCCUAGUCGAGCAAAGCGCACAUCACUCACUCAAAGCGACAUUAUCGCACCCUCGUGGGAUUCGACAAUCACGCGAGCAACAAGGAGACCCACCCAUCUCCGUUCACAGCUUCAUCAUGUCGCAUCCGCGUCCAUGUCUGCCUCGACAUCUAAGCUAGCCAGCAGAGAUAUUGAUCAAGAUGGACAAGGCACUCUGACAACGAGCAGCCCCUUCGACGAAGAGUCGACCGACACGCCACAUGUACCCCCGACACAACAGCAGAGCAUGGAAAGCGAAAGCAUGCCGUCUGAUGCCGAUCGACCAACCAAAUGGAGCUCGGAUCCGCUCUUGAUACGACCAUACCAAGAUGCACAAGCUUCCGAUCAGAGGCACUCGGACGUGUGCGAAUCAGAUCGUCUCCGCCUGCUUCACCAGCUCAAGGACAUCUUUCAUCUCGACGCAGCAGAGACGCUGCUGCUGGCACAACCAUGCUGGCUUUUUCGAUCGCUUCUUCUUCAGGGUCAUCUCUACCUCACAAGCAGUCAUGUGUGCUUCUACGCCUAUCUGCCGUCUCGCGACGAAAAGACGAUCAAGACUGGUCUGCUCGGCAAGCGCACGCGCAGGACACAUCGUUUCAGCAAGCACUGGGCGUCACUCAAAGGUGGCAAGCUCAGCUGGUUCGAUAGCGAUCAAGAUCCCUACUUUCCCCAGGGGCACAUCGACCUACGCAAAGUGUCUGCCAUCGAGCCGUCCACGACUAACAAGGACCGCUUCAAGGUGACCACUCCAGCUCGCAGGUUCACCUUCCUGACCGAAGGCGAGCACAGCAGGGAUGCUUGGGUCUCAGCGCUGCAAAAGGAGACGUUCCGCGCACAGAAUCAGGGCGAGAGCGUCCGUAUCAGCAUUCCGCUCGAGACGAUUAUCAAUGUUGAGACCACGCUGUCAGUCGAUGGUACAGAUAUGGCCUGCAUCACUGUUGUUGACGAGGCCGGCGAUUUCUCGAUCGACGAAUACUACUUUUUGCAUCUCACCAAGCCGAGUGCUUUCAUCUCUGGUCUUAACGCGCUUCUCAAUCAAGCUGUCCGGGGGUCAAUCUCAUCACUUCAAGGCGGUGAUCAGGCUCUCAGUCUCUCGAGGUUGAGCAUUCAUGACUCCACUAGCGCUAUGCACGCGGCGGCGAUAUCGCGCAAAUCGCUCGAAGAGGUGCCCGUACUUGCAAAAGUACGUGUUUCAACCCAAACAGACAAGCGCAUCGCUCAUCCCACAGCCGUCAACAAGACUGUCGCCACACAAUCGACGCGCGGCUCAAGCGACCGGCAAGACGAGCUUGACAAAGCUACUUCGACAGCUACGUCCGUUGCUGUGCCAGUGAGCAUUCGCAGAAAAUCGCAGGAGGUGUCAGCGGACGCGGCUCUGUCAACCACACCACGCGCUGAGGCCCUCAACCGUCUUUCAAUGGAGUCAUCGCACACAUAUCCACCUUCUCCAUCCACCUCAGAUCCGCCGUCAUCUUUCGAUGAGGUGCAAAGGGAGGCCGAACGAGGUUGGGCGAUCCCCGACUGGCUCAAAUCCGCGCCCGCUAAGGUCCUGGGUCUUGCAACGGACAGCAGCUCAGCAGCCUCCAUGAAAUCGCAGCCUACCAAUACAGGAGCAAGAAGGCGACGCAAAGUGCUGGAAAAGUGGACAGACGAAAGGGGUGACGAUGUCAGCAGAGCAGAGUCGAGCAACACAGACAAUGACGAUGACGUCUUGUCUCAUUCCAUCCUCUCGACGCACUCCAACUACUCGAUGCUCGACGCAGAUAACGAAGCAGCCGAGACGUCGGAUCACACGAGCGUCGCUGUUGAGUUCCGCGACACUUUCGGGAUCGGAGAGGACGAAGGGCUGAUCGGUCACACGCAUGCCUAUCUUUAUCGGGUCUUGCCUGUGGCUGGAAGGUUCUUUGUUGCCGAACACCACCUGGCAUUCCGCUCGUCUGGCAUCGCAGCCAAGACUGUGGGUCGGACACUCAUGCUGGUCCCUCUGCACGAUGUCAUCUCGGCUGCCAAGCAUGUUGCGUUCCGUCCUGGUCAUCAUGGUAUGGUGAUCAAUAUCAGCGGCCACGAAGAGCUCUUCAUCGAAAUUUCUUCGGCUCACCGACGCGAUGAAUUGCUCGGCCUGAUCGAAUACCAGCUUGAGCUUGUCCGAGGUGGGAGGGAAAGCAGGAUAUCGCAUGAGGCAGCCACUCGCGAACGGUCGAAUGCGCUCGUGCUUCGAGACUUGAGCGAACGGAUCCAUGAUGGACCCGCGACUGCAUCCAUGGCCUCGUCGGCGAAUUCGUCUGUGCUUUCUCAGACAGGACCAGGAUUUGACAAUCAAUCGACGAGCUUGUCGCAACUUGAAGAAGGAUCCAGUGUCCUGUCCUUUGCACCAACUGCUCCACUCACCUUUACGAUGCUGACCAUCGGCUCCAGAGGCGACGUUCAACCCUACAUUGCGCUUGCCAAGGGUCUCUUAGCUGAUGGACAUCGGGUGAGAAUCGCAACUCACGCCGAGUUUGGACCUUGGAUCUUGGGUCACGGCAUAGAGUUUAGCGAAAUCGGCGGCGAUCCGGCAGAACUGAUGCGCAUCUGCGUCGAAAACGGCACCUUCACUGUAUCAUUUCUUCGCGAAGGCGUCACCAGGUUCCGCGACUGGCUCGACGAUCUGCUCGCUUCGGCCUGGCGUGCAUGUCAAGGUUCGGACGUGAUCAUCGAAUGUCCAAGCGCCAUAGCGGGCAUCCAUGUAGCUGAAGCGCUCCAGAUUCCCUACUUUCGAGCGUUCACCAUGCCCUGGACACGCACUCGUGCCUAUCCACACGCGUUUGCCGUGCCGAGCAAGAAAGCAGGCGGCAACUACAACUAUAUGUCGUACGUCAUCUUUGAUCAGAUGUUUUGGCGUGCCUCUGCUUUCCAGAUCAAUCGAUGGCGAAAGAAGCUGUUGGGUCUGAAGCCGACCAGCUUUGACAAGUUGGAACAGCACAAAGUACCUUUUAUCUACAACUUCAGUCCCAGCCUUGUACCUCGACCGUUGGAUUGGUUCGAGUGGAUCCAUGUGACAGGAUUCUGGUUCUUGGACAAUCCGGACAAUUCAUCGAGCAAGAAAUGGGAGCCACCAGUGGACUUGGUCGAAUUCAUCCGAGUGGCUAGGGAGAACAAGAGGAAAUUGGUAUAUAUCGGGUGGGGGUCAAUCGUGGUGCCUGAUGCAGCGGCGAUGACGCGAUGCGUUCUGCAAGCGGUGAAGAAGAGUGGAGUGUGUGCAAUCUUGUCCAAAGGUUGGUCGGAUCGACUUUCUUCUGAUCCAUCGACGCCGAUCGAUGCCAGUAUCAGCGCCGAUGUAUUUCAAGUAUCGUCGGUCCCGCACGAUUGGUUGUUCCCACAGAUUGAUGCGGCAUGUCAUCACGGGGGUGCGGGAACGUUGGGGGCUAGUUUAAGAGCCGGAUUGCCGACAGUGGUCAAGCCGUAUUUUGGUGACCAAUUCUUUUGGGGUCAGCAGAUCGAGAGUCUGGGUGUCGGCAGUUGUGUAAGGCAGCUGACAGUGGAUAGUUUGGCAAAGGCGUUGGUGAGAGCGACAAGCGAUAAGAAGCAGAUCGACAGAGCGAGGAGGUUGGGCGAGCAGAUCAGGACCGAAGAUGGUGUGGGUGACGCAGUAAAGGCGAUUUACCGGGACUUGGAGUAUGCGACGAGUCUAAUCAAAAGGGAUACUCGGAUCGAGCACAUGCCUAUGGUUACACGCACCCGGACCACAGAUACUGCUUUGGCGCGUAGAGGCAAAGACACCUCAGUAGCCGUGCAAGAUGAAAAUGACGAGGACGGUCACACCUCGGAUGAAUGGUCAGAUAUCGGCGGCGGCAGCGAGUCGAGUCCGCGUGAUGAAACUGAAGUGCCUAGGUCAUCGUUGAUUCUCAAUCGACUGCCAUAG
Messenger RNA from Mycosarcoma maydis (corn smut), 4659 nucleotides. RefSeq names its product UDP-glucose:sterol glucosyltransferase. The transcript has a single exon. NCBI's taxonomy places the organism in Eukaryota, Fungi, Basidiomycota, Ustilaginomycetes, Ustilaginales. Gene Ontology annotation, biological process: carbohydrate metabolic process. The record is from RefSeq and is a predicted model, not a curated record. Gene Ontology annotation, molecular function: hexosyltransferase activity; UDP-glycosyltransferase activity. Bases 1 to 4659 code for a protein of 1552 amino acids.